AGGCCGGAGGGCGGGGUUUGCCCUGGGCCGCUGCCGGUCAGGUCUGCCGCCCCUGACAGCUCCAUGAGCCUCAGGCGCGACAGCGGCGCCCUCACCUCGGGACAUCCACACACCGACCGCUCCUGCUCCAGAGGCAACCACCCCGCGCGACUAGCCUGGCGCUGUGCAGCCAAGCCCAAGAGCUGGCGUCGCCACGAAGGUUGAACCAACCAAAUUUUCGAGACGGCUCACGGCUUAGAGGAAGGCUCAUCUAAAUAAAGGCCGGCUAAAGUGACAUUGCAGGGAUUAAAUCCUUCUCUGGCUGCCUGUGUGACCAGAAGGCUUAUUUGCAAGUUUCUUCUUUCCUGGGGUCCGGAUUAUUAGGUCUCCAGCGCCCUGCGGCUUGACAGCAAGAGAAGCAUGAAAUGAAGGUCAGAGAUGAGAUCCCGCAGCAGGGACUUGGGGGCCUCCCAGGGGCAUUUAUGCACUAGAGUGCAAGAUUCUCUGGCCAUUAAGGGAAAUAGCAAACAGAAACCUUUGUCCUGGGGCACAGCCACCUACCACAAAGCAUCAGACUCCGUGUCUGGCCAGAAAGUUCCUGGAGUCCCAUCAGGGCAGUGGGUAUGUAACAUGUACCUAAUUGUACAGCUAAAGCUUGCAAGUUCAACGUGAGGGAAGGUGGGAAAUGUCUUGAGUGAGGCGAGCAGCUCCUGGCUGGGCUGGGCAGACUCAGCUACCACGUUCACUGCCCUCCUCUCACUAAAGCCGAGAGGGAGGCUGCUCAGCUCUCAGGAAAACUCUCUUGAACCCUGGGCAUCUGCUGUCCUCAGUUGGCAUCUCCCACCCUCUGAGCCUCUUCUGCUCCUGCACAACCUGCCUCUUCGCUGAGAUGGAGACGUGAGCCCCCGUGGACGAUGACUGCAGUGUAUAUGAAUGGAGGUGGCCUGGUGAACCCCCACUAUGCCCGGUGGGAUCGGCGCGACAGUGUAGAAAGUGGCUGUCAGACUGAGAGCAGCAAGGAGGGUGAGGAGGGACAGCCCCGCCAGCUGACGCCCUUCGAGAAACUGACACAGGACAUGUCCCAGGAUGAGAAGGUGGUGAGGGAGAUCACGCUGGGAAAACGGAUAGGCUUCUACCGAAUUCGAGGGGAAAUCGGAAGUGGAAACUUCUCCCAAGUGAAGCUUGGGAUUCACUCCCUAACCAAAGAAAAGGUGGCCAUUAAGAUCCUGGACAAGACCAAGUUAGACCAGAAAACCCAGAGGCUACUAUCCCGAGAAAUCUCCAGCAUGGAAAAGCUGCACCAUCCCAACGUCAUCCGCCUUUACGAAGUAGUGGAGACCCUAUCCAAGCUGCACUUGGUGAUGGAGUAUGCAGGGGGUGGGGAGCUCUUCGGAAAAAUUAGCACUGAGGGGAAGCUCUCUGAACCAGAAAGCAAGCUCAUCUUCUCCCAGAUUGUGUCUGCCGUGAAGCACAUGCAUGAAAACCAAAUUAUUCAUAGAGAUCUGAAAGCAGAAAAUGUAUUCUAUACCAGUAAUACUUGUGUGAAGGUGGGCGAUUUUGGAUUCAGCACAGUAAGCAAAAAAGGUGAAAUGCUGAACACUUUCUGUGGUUCUCCUCCCUACGCUGCGCCUGAACUCUUCCGGGACGAGCACUACAUCGGCAUUUACGUGGAUAUCUGGGCCUUGGGGGUGCUUUUGUACUUCAUGGUGACUGGCAUCAUGCCAUUUCGGGCAGAAACCGUGGCCAAACUAAAAAAGAGCAUCCUCGAGGGCACAUACAGUGUACCGCCGCACGUGUCAGAGCCCUGCCACCGACUCAUCCGAGGAGUCCUUCAGCAGAUCCCCACGGAGAGGUACGGAAUCGACUGCAUCAUGAAUGAUGAAUGGAUGCAAGGGGUGCCAUACCCUACACCUUUGGAACCUUUCCAACUGGAUCCCAAACAUUUGUCGGAAACCAGCACUCUCAAGGAAGAAGAAAAUGAGGUCAAAAGCACUUUAGAACAUUUGGGCAUUACAGAAGAGCAUAUUCGAAAUAACCAAGGGAGAGAUGCUCGCAGCUCAAUUACAGGGGUCUAUAGAAUUAUUUUACAUAGAGUCCAAAGGAAGAAGGCUUUGGAAAGUGUCCCAGUCAUGAUGCUACCAGACCCUAAAGAAAGAGACCUCAAAAAAGGAUCCCGUGUCUAUAGAGGGAUAAGACACACAUCCAAAUUUUGCUCGAUUUUAUAAAUUGCACUAGACUGCUUGUAAUUAACCGAGAUCAUUGUUGCUGCUUCUAAAUUUUUUUCAAGGACAACGUGAGUGGAGACAUUUUUGUAAUUUUUAAAUAAACUUAUAUUUGAGAUAUGCA
Nomascus leucogenys (northern white-cheeked gibbon) is the source of this 2325-nucleotide messenger RNA. RefSeq names its product NIM1 serine/threonine protein kinase (gene NIM1K). Gene Ontology annotation, cellular component: cytoplasm. Gene Ontology annotation, molecular function: tau-protein kinase activity; ATP binding; protein serine/threonine kinase activity. Gene Ontology annotation, biological process: intracellular signal transduction; microtubule cytoskeleton organization; protein phosphorylation. The record is from RefSeq and is a predicted model, not a curated record. Lineage: Eukaryota; Metazoa; Chordata; Mammalia; Primates; Hylobatidae.